Phymastichus coffea is the source of this 1137-nucleotide messenger RNA. RefSeq names its product zinc finger protein 143-like. The record is from RefSeq and is a predicted model, not a curated record. Lineage: Eukaryota; Metazoa; Arthropoda; Insecta; Hymenoptera; Eulophidae. Bases 1 to 741 code for a protein of 246 amino acids. The transcript is spliced from 2 exons.
AUGCUAAUACACGCAUUUUUAACAUUUAUAGGUGAUAAUGAUGGAUUCUUUUAUGGCGAUUUUGGGGAUCCCUUGCUCAUACCGAGGUACAAGAUACGCUUAACGAAACCUGCUGACGUCUAUGAGGAUGAAAAUCCGAAUAUUGAUUCGGAUCAAAGAGACGAGCGGGAGUCGUUGCUCGAAGGAUUGAAGGAAAAUACGAUUGAAAACGAUGAAAGGGCAAGAGCACGGCGAAAGCCUCGUCGUAAAAAAAAGAAAACUCUGUUGAAACGUUCGUACGUCAGUAAACCAGCUCAAGUUAAACCAUUGAGUUUUAACUGCCACAAGUUGGAACUAUUCAAGUGCCCACACAAGGGCUGCGAUAAAGAAUUCGUACGAGAAUCGGCUUUUCUCAAACAUUCGAAAAUCACUUGUGGGAAAAUGGAAAGAGUUUGUCCUCGUAAAAAGUGCGAUAGAAUAUUUUUUAGUAGAAAAGCAUUCGUUCAUCACCUGAAAUACAUAUGUCAAUCGAAAACGGUACACGAGUGUACGACGCCUGGUUGUAAAAAAGCCUACACGCAAAAGGCAGCACUUACGCGUCAUCUCGAAUACGAAUGUCAGGUUGAUCCACAUUUCAAAUGUUAUUACUGUGACUACGUCACUUACUAUCCCGUGAGCGUUCGCCGACAUUGCGCUAAUAGACACAAAAGAGAAAGAGCUAGAUGUAUCGAUACUAAUACGGACGAAGAGGUCCCGUGCUAAUAAGGCAAUUUAAACUCUCAAUUAUGUUUCAUGUAAUGCACUUUGUGACUAAUCUAUGGUUUAUGUAUUCAACUUAUUUGUGAUCCUGAUUACUUUUAUUAAAAGGAUAUAAGAGAUAAGAUUUUUCGAGCAACUAAAUAUACCCAUUUCAUUUUCGCUUGUUAAUGUAAUGAAGAUAUCAUUUAAAAAAGCUAACUAGAUUACGUAUAAGAUGUAUAAGGUAAUAUUAAACAAGAGUGACAUAUAUUAUUUAAUAUUAAUAUGAUAAUACAACCUUUAAAUGUGAAAAUUUAGAAUUAAAACAUAACAAAGCGUUAAGUACUAAUUUGUCUUCAUCGUUUUCGAUAACUUACAAUUGAUAGCAGUGAAAUUAUUUUAUUACAACAUUAUAUUAUC